CUCUCCAAUCCUCAUCUUUCCUGCACUAUAUAUGUUCGCAACUAAACCGCGCAAAACCCUAAUCCACUUCCCUGAAACAGAUAGAGAGAGCCAUAAGCAAAGAGAGGCAAACAAUGGCCGACAGAGGUGGCGCCGACCGAGCUGGUGGCGAGAGAGGCCGCCGUGGAUUUGGGGGACGAGGAGGCGACCGGGGAAGGGGUCGUCGCCGCGGUCCCCGCCGCGAGGAGGAGGAGAAGUGGGUCCCUGUGACCAAGCUCGGCCGCCUGGUGAAAGAAGGCAAGAUUCGAAGCUUGGAGCAAAUCUACCUACACUCGCUCCCAAUCAAGGAGUACCAGAUCAUAGACACCCUCGUCGGCCCUGGCGUUCUCAAGGACGAGGUCAUGAAGAUUAGCCCCGUCCAGAAGCAGACCCGUGCCGGACAGCGCACCAGAUUCAAGGCCUUCGUCGUCGUCGGCGACGGGAACGGCCACGUCGGAUUGGGUGUCAAAUGUAGUAAAGAAGUUGCCACUGCAAUUCGCGGCGCUAUCAUUCUAGCGAAGCUAUCUGUGAUUCCCGUCAGGAGAGGGUACUGGGGAAACAAGAUCGGGCUGCCCCAUACGGUGCCGUGCAAGGUCACCGGGAAAUGUGGCUCCGUCACAGUCCGGAUGGUGCCUGCUCCACGUGGUGCUGGGAUCGUCGCAGCUCGCGUGCCCAAGAAGGUUCUGCAGUUUGCUGGGAUUGAGGACGUUUUCACUUCCUCCCGUGGAUCCACAAAAACCCUUGGCAAUUUCGUAAAGGCUACUUUUGAUUGCCUCCUGAAGACUUACGGGUUCUUGACGCCUGAUUUCUGGAAGGACACCCGGUUCACCAAGUCACCUUUCCAAGAGUACACUGAUCUUCUAGGAAAGCCAACCAAGGCCCUUAUCCUCGAAGAUGUAGAGAGAACUGAGGCUUGAUGUUGAGUUUCUGUAAGAUGAGAUUAUAUACUAGCAGUCUUGAAUACUUGGUAGCUUCUUCAGAACAAUAAUCUCGUCAAUGUUCCUCUGUUCGCGCAUGUUUGUUUAGAGAAAAUUUUGAAUUCUAUCUUCGUGGUCAUAACUUUGUUUCUUUUCACUUCAAUCAAAAUUUUGAUGGUCUAUAGCUCGGAUAUGGGAAUUCUGUGCUCCCUCUUCAUCAAUUAACUUCCGAAAACUUUCCUUCUCUGUUCUUUUGCCCCUUUUUCACUUGCUACUGACUACUAAAUUAUCG
Molecule: messenger RNA, 1227 nt
Organism: Linum tenue
Lineage: Eukaryota; Viridiplantae; Streptophyta; Magnoliopsida; Malpighiales; Linaceae
Source: the annotation of a GenBank genome assembly